Molecule: messenger RNA, 4726 nt
Organism: Anoplopoma fimbria (sablefish)
Lineage: Eukaryota; Metazoa; Chordata; Actinopteri; Perciformes; Anoplopomatidae
Gene: fxyd5
Product: FXYD domain containing ion transport regulator 5
Exons: 8
Coding region: 1120-1641 (173 amino acids)
Biological process (GO): regulation of sodium ion transmembrane transporter activity
Cellular component (GO): membrane
Molecular function (GO): sodium channel regulator activity
Source: RefSeq, a predicted model, not a curated record
AGUAAAACUGUAGCAGCAAAGUCCCUGAGUGUAUUUAAUUGGGCAAGGUAGUGUUUUAUUUCUCAUGAGUUUGAAAUAUUGUUUGAAAGAGAAAGAAUGUGUUAUUUCUUUCUUUCAAAAUUGUGUCACUUAAUAUGCAGCUUUCUAAUUAGCAACUAAAAGGGGUACACCCACAGAUUAAUAUGUCAACUCCAUAAAAUUAUGGGACUUGCAAAAGACCAAUUUUAAAAAGAAUCGUCAAAAUGGAUGCAGUAAAGGCCAAGGUAUUGCAUUUUUUAAAAGACCUGCAGACCCUAUUAUGUGUAAAUUCCCAUAUGCAUGUCAUCAUCACGGGUAUUUUCUCAGAGAGGAUUAAACUCACCAUUAUGUGUAAAAAGAGAGGUGGAGUUCCCCUUAAAAAAAAGCUGAUUUUUGUUUUCUUUAAGGCUUGUCACAAAUAUUCAAGUGCAGGAUAAUGUUGUAACUUCUAAGAAUACAAGGUAUACUUAUAUUAAUAAUGUGGAUCCUGAUGUGGGCUUGGAAGACUGAAGGGACACAGUCACACUAAACAUCUUAGAACUGUAGAUGACUGUAACAUAAAAGGUUUACUACAAACCAAAUUAAGGUUUUCAUCCACACAAUAUAUCUGACACAUCAAAAAUCAACCCAUAUGCCUGGUACUUAGUCAAGUACCAGGCAUAUGGGUUCAUUAAAGUAGUGGAAUCGGAGCAUUAGCAUAAGAAAGUAGAGCUUUUGAAGAGCUUUAGCAUUAUUUGGAAGGUGCUGAGAGUGUAAACAGACAACUGCCUCUCUGUCCUGCAGUCUCACACAACAAUCCAGCUCUGUUGUAGCCAGAGGUUUUGUAAGAGCCCCUUCUUUGUGUGUGUGGCCCUGCCCCACUCACAGGACUUUAACUGUGACAUACUCUCAGUACAUCUGCGGGGCCCCUCUUGAUGACAUGGCCAGACACAUUCUCAAGUCUGCCCUCUGCCAGGAAUACAUCAGAGCAUUGUUCGAGAAAAUCACAAGGGUGUCAAGGGCUAACACACCCACAUCAAAUGCAGUCUGUUAGCAACAAUACGGCAAACCUAACAACAACCCUUACUCUCACUGUUAUGGCGUUUUUGGCUAUCCUGAGAAAUGCCGCUUUGCAGCCUCACCAGUCUUGAGGUAUCUCCUUUUCAAUGUCAGUUUCAUGUGAAAUCAGUUAUUUUCUUGACAGUCGUAACAGUAGGAGGAGCGGGAAGUAGUGUCACCAGAGAUGCUGUCUCCACCCCGGAAACUUUGCCUUCUGAACGAACCACAAACAACAACAUUAGCACCAGCAACCCAGUCAAUGUCAACCCCAGCCCAUCAGAAAUGAAGACUUCAACAGCUCCCAAUGAGGGAACAACGAAACCAAUAACAGAGUUCAAACCCACUUCAGCAACGUCAGUGACAACCUCCCCAUCCACAACUGUGAAAACCACCAAAAACGGAAACUAUCAAGAAGUUGCCUGGGAUCCGAAGUGGGAAAAAGAUUUCAUCUAUGAUUAUGAGGCCCUGCGCUAUGCUGGACUAACCAUUGCAGCAGUGCUUUUCAUGGUGGGAAUCAUGGUCAUUGGCUGUGGCCGGGCCUGUCGGCUGGCCAGAUGUCACAAAAGGUCACCAAAAUCAUAUUGAGUGGUCCAAGGAUAGUGACAGAGAGCAUCCAACCAACCGGGACUCCAGCAAGAGAAAAAAAAUCACUAUUUGUGUGAAUGUAGAUUGACUGACUGUAUGCUGCUUGUUAACAGUGUCAUAGAAAAACACUCAAUAAACAUAGAAAACAUGAAUUAUGCUGACAAGUGGAAAAAAGGAACCAUCACCCGCUUAAUCUUUGUCUAACAUCAUUUCUAUACCUGGCAGAACUGCACUGAAAAGUGAUUAUUUGUCUUUGCAAAUAAUGAGGACAUGUUUCAUAUUUUAAUCACACCUUCAACCAUGAAGCAGGCUUGUAUCUAAUGACCUUUUAUCUUAUAACUGAUAACACAGCCAUAGGCAGUGUCUCACAGCCAGGAUUAUUAUUAAAGGUUGUGAAGAAUAACCCCAUAAUAUCCCAUAUUUGAAAAUCUCGUACAACACCAAGACUGAACCUGGGUCACUUCCUCCUCCUGAUAAAUACUACACGCUUUUUACACUUUCAAUCUCAACAAAAACGUGAUAUUUAGUAAGGCGUGUCUAAGCCUCUUAGUGGCUCUAUGCUUAUAAGUGAGUAAAGCCCUAGAUUCAACAAGAUCCACUGGCGCAUUAUCUUUGCAUUCAUGUGGCAUCAAAUGAUGCAGACAAUAAACUGUGAAAAAAACCAAGCAUUCUAUAUCAGAUUUAAAGUCAAAAGGAACACAGAGUUCAGCAUGCCUAUAUGAUAUACAAUAGUAUUCACUGUUCUAAUUGCUAUCAGAACAAAAUCAAGGAGAGAGCAGAUGUACAAACAGAAUUUAUUCAUGAUUUGAUAUGACUGCAAUUGUCUUCUCAGGAGCUAGAGAUGGUUAUGUAUAUAUACUUCUUAAAUAUUUAUAUAAUGAAAAACAUCUGAAUGUCAUCGCCACAAAUAAUAGGUAGAGUAUGGGUUCAUCUGGAUACACAAGAGAUACAAACAUGUAUUUAACAUUAAGUCCAAAUUAACUUUUUUUGCUGCAAUAUGAUACUAAAAUACAUUAAUACAUCAUUUUACAUAAAAAAGCUUUUGGAAUUUUUUUUACACAGAAUUUAUAAUUGAACAAUGGAGAGAAGACAUCACCCCUUAACAACAAAUAUAUAAAAGGACCAUUUGGCCAAAUAUAAAACAUUUCCAUUAAGAGACACAAUGAAAAUAUUUAGGUCAGUAAAUACAUACAAUAUAUUAAUAGCUAGAAUAACUGGAUAAGGUCUGACAAUGGCUUUAGAGCGGUGGUUCUGAAAGCUGUAUACUGUGCAACUUCAGCAAUCACUACUUCGCUACUCGAGAAGACACAAGCAAUGGAGAAAACAUUUUGUACAUGCACAUUUAGAAAAACAAACAAACUGCAAAGCGAGAAAACAACCAGAUACAAAAACGUGCUGAAAAGAACAGAAAACGAAAUACAAGAAUGUUGCGUGUGUGCGUGUGGCCCUACCUCCGUGAGUAUGUGUGCGCCUCUGUGUCUGUCAGCGGCUAAUCUUGGAUCUGGGGCAGCAAACUGCAUUAUAUUUUGGUUUCCCAGUUGAAGGUCAAUCACACGGUCUCAAAACAACUUUUAUUCCCUGUUUUAUACUGCCACUGACUGCCUGCUGACUCCUGACUCAAUACUCUUAACCAGACCCCGAAUGAUGGGGGCCGCUAGUGAUAGCACAGCUGAGUGCAUCACAGACCCCAGAGCUACGCUGUGCCUAGAGACACAGUGUAGGGAAAUAGGUCGCACACUUUGUUGUAUUGGACGGUGUGUUGGAUAACAGCUAACGAAACUACGAGUACACACUGCUGAGUGCAUCACUGCAACUCAGCUACUGCUACACGGGCUAAGAAUGUUUGUGAGUUUAAAUUCAGUUUUUUGCAAGAUUGUAUGAUGUGUCUUAUAUGAUGACAUCAAGCAAACUGCUUGCAUAUAUUGCCACUUAUUUUUGAGUUUUAAUGAAAUGUGUUUAACAACGCUAAACAGCCCUUAUGUGUCUAGACUGCAGGUUAGCCAAUAGUGGGUUGUAUUAAUUCAAUCACACGUUGGUCAUUGCAGACACGCCUGAUGGAGAUCUGCACCCUUUAUAGUUAGUAUUUGGUUGUGUUUUCGGUAUUUGCCACAUUUUUUCUAAAUGCCGUUCACAUUGAUGAAGAUGUUUUCUUCAUUUGCUUGAGUUUUGUUUAUUACCUUGUGUGUUCUGAAGCUGUAGUACAUAGAGAUUUUAGGGACACUGUACUAAAAUAAUCAGCCAGUUUAAAAAAAUAAUAAAAAAGCGUAACCUCAAUCUUAACAUACAUUGCAUUGACAAAAAGAACAAAAGCUCAACAUCUACCAUGAGUAGUGUCACAGCAGAGAGGCUAUACAGAAAGGAAUAACUGAGUUAAGUUUGGUCACAUGCUGGGAGCAGGCUGGAACAACUACUGCAUUGCUCUGCAGUGUGUUUGCUUUCUCUAAUUUGGCAAAAAAAAAAAAAAAAAAAAAUCAUUGAAAGAGAAACACUGCUAAAAUGUUAAAUUGUGGUUUGUUUGUCCAACAGAAAAAGUGGAUAUGACUAAAAACAUAAAAACAUGACAUUAAAAAUUGUUUUGUACUGCGAUUUUUGUCCAAUUGUACUCCCUUUGAAAUGUUGACAGAUAUUGAAGGCUUAUUGGGCAAUGCUAUGAUUUUUAGAAAUAACACAAACUGUACACACAGUGCUCAACUACGAACAGUAAAACAAAUGCACAAACAAUAAUCACAUCUGCCAAUUUGUUUGUAUUUAAUAUACCGGGAUGCAUCAUUUUUAAGGCAACGCCUCAGCACAAAUCUAUAGCUACUGUACACCCUGAAGAGGACGUGACUGCAGAAUUGUUUUUGCUCACAAGUCUGCAAGAUUUAGUGGCAGCAAAGUGAGAUCCUGCUUUGACAAAUCCAGUGUUUAACCCCAUGUAGCCAUUCCCUGUGUUCCUUUCUCCAUUAAAAGUGUCCUCAUCAAGCCACCAAUGAAAUACUGUCAUGUCAAACAGGAGCAGGUCCCAUUCCCCUUUAACAUUUACCACAGAAAGUUUCCUUCUCCAAUUUGGAAGCAAUAAGGCAACCAGUGCCUCAGGUUCCUG